Molecule: messenger RNA, 660 nt
Organism: Oikopleura dioica
Lineage: Eukaryota; Metazoa; Chordata; Appendicularia; Copelata; Oikopleuridae
Source: the annotation of a GenBank genome assembly
AUGCGAAGCAAAGCCGACGCCCCUGUUGACACAAUGGGUUGCACCGAGCUGUACUCUGGCAAAGCGACUGCGGUUGAGAAGCGCUUUCAAAUUUUGAUUUCACUUUUGAUGAGCUCGCAGACUAAAGAUGAAGUCAACGCCGGAGCGAUGAAGCGACUCAAUGAGCACUUCAAAUCCUUUAGCGCAGAGGACGCUGCUACAGCGAACGAGUCACUUCUUUCUGAGCUCAUCACUCCAGUUGGAUUCCACAAAACCAAAUCCAAGAAUAUCGUCAAAGUUGGCGCAAUCUGCCGAGAUCAAUACGGCGGUGAUAUUCCUGACACAAUCGAAAAUCUCGUCAAGCUUCCGGGUAUCGGCCCGAAGAUGGGCUACUUAGCGCUCAGCUGUGCGUGGGGAAAGAACGACGGAAUCGGUGUUGACGUUCACGUCCAUCGCAUUUGCCAGCGUCUCUGCUUCACGAAAAAGCCAAAGGACCCCGAAGCCACUCGCGCUCAGCUAGAGUCCUGGCUUCCCAAAGACAAGUGGCAAGAAAUCAACAAACUCCUUGUCGGCUUCGGGCAGCAAAUUUGCUCCGCCAAGGCGCCUCAAUGCUCCAACUGCCUCAACAACGCUAUCUGCCCCAAGAAUUUCUCUGGAGAGAAAAAUUCUCCCAAGAAAUAA